Diprion similis is the source of this 1021-nucleotide messenger RNA. RefSeq lists its product as uncharacterized. The record is from RefSeq and is a predicted model, not a curated record. NCBI's taxonomy places the organism in Eukaryota, Metazoa, Arthropoda, Insecta, Hymenoptera, Diprionidae. The transcript has 3 exons. Bases 209 to 955 code for a protein of 248 amino acids.
GACUUUCCGUGGAGACAGACGUGAGAGGCCUGUUUAAUGAUAUUACCGGUCGUAAAAAUUCAUCGUUUGACAUACUCAGAGCCGGUUAGACCGCUAAGACGCGGUGCAACCUGGUCAUUUGCAGACAGUUGCUUGGUGGGUAAGGUUGUGCCCUCGGAUUCGGAAGCUUAUUCGCAAACCCCGAGUGCAAAAUCAAGUGUGAGACGUGAUGGCAGCCAUCAGAGCGAUCGUCGUUCUCCUCGCCAUCGGCGUCUGUGAAUCAGCGACAAUUAGCACCAAUCAGUUGAAAGUGUUCGAGAACUUGUACAAGAGCGUCUACUACAACCCGGAGACCAAGCAACCGCUCAAGUGUGAGGUCGAGGAUGCCAGUCGGCUUCCAGACACCAGAAUCGGUUUCCGGGGAAUGCCAUGUGCCUGCGACGGGUAUUCGUGCGGCUGCUGUGCUGGUAUCAACAUCACGAGAUUAGGAUUGGACCAGAAGGCUUGCACCAACUUGACCUAUGACCCUCGUGAAUUUGCGAUCAAGAUGCAGGUCACAAUGAACGACAUGACCAUCUACACGAACCAGCUCUCGGCCAGGAACCCACCCCCGGCUUGCUUCUCGCUUCCGUACAUCCCCGAGCAGUUGCUUCAGAUGUGUGCUCGAUUUCACGACAUUCACAUGCCUGAUUCCGGCAGUCUUCAGGCCUGCAUGGACUUCGAGACGAGGGUCGUGCAAUCCCCGAUCAUGGUUCUCCACUUCGAUUGCAUGCGGAUCAACAAUCAAGGUAUCACUUGGAUAAAACCUGAUGAAAUCGAAGACUCGGUAAUAGACGUUGAAACGUCAGGAAUUCCUGGAUCGGAAGUCUACGACGAAGUGAACUUCGAGACCGCCGAUUCACAUGGGGUCACCGUUCUCACCACGACGACGCUCAGUCCAGAGGAUGAGCAGGAAAUAGGCCAGCUGAAACUGUGAAUUACGUAAAAUUGUAUAAUUCUGUGCCUAAUGAUCCACCGAUCUGAAGUGUAAUCGCUGUUUAUG